AUGGCAGGCCUUCAAUGUGUAAAGGGAGACUUUGAGGUCAAGGUGGACUUGGCAAGUGACACAUUACGAGAUCUGAGACAGAAGCUCUCUGGUGAAAGUGGAAUCCCAGCACAUGUCCUCCAUUACAAAAGUGAACMCGGUGGAGUUGGACAGACUUUGCUAGAUUGUGGAAUCAAUGYGGAGUCAACUGUGYGCUUUUCUUUGUCCUCCUUCCCUGAUGAGCGUCCAGACACUAUGGAAUUCUACUUCAAUGAUGUCGUACCCUCAGUGSAACAAUCCCAGAAAGGACUCAGUGCUUUCUUUUCUUCACUUUAUGCCAUUGACAAUAGAAAACAACGUUUUGGAGAUGGAUUAAACAAAGUGACUGCAUACAUUCGAAAGCUCAGUGGGUGCAAUCCUUUGGCCCAAAGUCUGCAUCAGCUGUUGUUCAGAAAUGAGGUUGGAACAAGGACCCAGAAGGUUGCUAUCGUUGAAGGAUUGUACAAUCUUUUCAGAGAGCUGUUGCCAAGCCUCCACAAAAGAAGAGGUGACAAAWUCAUUGAAGACUCUGAGGUUUUUGAGAAUGCACCAGUGUGCUGGGCCUACCUGUUAUCUGAAGCAAAGAAAGAGAGUUCACAACAUGAGGUCUAUGUACCGAUAGWCUUGAACUCUCAACCUGGAGAACGUUUCUGCGAACCAGUUCGAGUACCUGGGUUACCAGAUGUCUUUGAYAGAGAGUAUGUUCUGCAGAAAAUCAAAGAUGGAGAGAAAAUCCCAAACUGCUCUGUGGAGAUCCUGACAGAGACUUCAAUGUCUAGAGCCUCUGAUGUUGAAAGGAUUUUGCUCAGUCUGCCUCCAUUCAUCAAAACAUUCCUUAAGUGGGCUUCAUCUGGUCUUGUGACUYGCCAAAACUUUCAGAUUGUUCUCGAUGACACAUUUGCCACGAUGAACGAAGAAGUGAAAGAAUACGUUAAUCUGACAGUGACUCCAGCAUUACAGUUGAAGAAUGUUGGCGUAUAUGGGCCACGUCUCAUUUUCUUGGAAGAAAAUAACCUUGGUGUUUACAUCUGUAAACAKAAAGGAUCUCCUCAGGAUAUCAACGUUUUUGAUUGCUUAGCUAUGAAAUUCAAAACGUUGAAUGUGGACGAGUUGGCAAAUGCAAUGAGAGACAUCAGAAGUGACCUGACCUUCAUGACCACCAGGACUCCUAAAGAGGCCAUACUGGUGCUAAUGGAUUCAAGCUCCUCCAUGAAUGAGACAUGCUAUGAUUCCGAUGACAAAAUGACGCGGUUGGAUGCAGUUAAACAGCUCUUUUGAUAACUUCGCAACUAGAAGCAUGGCGUACAAUUUUCAUCAUGUCAUUGGCUUGGUGAAGUUUGACUCAUCAGUUAAAACUCUCCACACAUUUACAGAGACUCUGGAGACRUUCAAGGAACACGUACACAAUCUGGAGGCCAAUGGAUGCACUGUGCUGUAUGAUGCCUUGAAACGUGGCAUGUCUCAACUGAAAAAAGUUGGAGAGCAAUUUCCAGACUGCAGACUUCGCAUCAUAUGUCUCACAGAUGGGAAUGAUGAUGGGU
Molecule: messenger RNA, 1559 nt
Organism: Salvelinus sp. IW2-2015
Lineage: Eukaryota; Metazoa; Chordata; Actinopteri; Salmoniformes; Salmonidae
Source: RefSeq, a predicted model, not a curated record